Messenger RNA from Didymodactylos carnosus, 2367 nucleotides. The record is from the annotation of a GenBank genome assembly. NCBI's taxonomy places the organism in Eukaryota, Metazoa, Rotifera, Eurotatoria, Philodinida, Philodinidae.
AUGCCAUUUGUUUCUUGCAUUGGAAAAAAUCAAACAAAUGACAGUUUCGUAGAUUGGGCACCAUUCGUUUCGGCAAAUCAUCGUCAACAUUCAUUCACAUUUUUUAAUUUGACCCGCUUAACAUAUUUAACUUUUACAAAUUUUUCAUCGACGUUUCAUUUGCAUGGUGAGUCGAUUGAUUUGACAUUUAUUAAUGGCAUGGACGAAAUAGGAGAGAAUGCUUUUCAACCGCUCAAUGAAUAUUCCGAUUCAUCGAUCGAGUUGACAUUUACUUCACCACAACAUUUCAAACUUGCUGAUUAUGCGUUUGGUCAAGGAGCAUACUACGAAAUAGAUAUCGAUAAUAUACAGUACAGUCAUAUACACAAUCUUCCAUAUCAAUUGAAUUUGAAGUCGAUGGAUGGUGCUCGAUUCUAUCAGAUGAACAUACGAAAUUGUGGUGAUAUAGAAUUUAUUUCUAAUGGAUCGUCUACAAUCGAACUUAUCGGGAUAACAGUGAACAAUUGUUCGUUGGCAAAUGCUAGCCUUCUUAUCGAAAGUCUUUCGACAGGUCUCGCUGGUUUGGAUCUAACAUCGAAUCACUUGACUGCAAUACCCUCAUUGGAAUAUUUUCAACAGCUUAGAGCAGUUGAUUUGAAGAAUAAUUUUAUUGAAGAAAUUACCGUAAAUAUAUUCAACAAUAUGGCUAGCUUAUGGCGAUUGGACUUGUCUAAUAAUCGAAUAAGAAACAUCGAAUCCGACUCAUUUGUUGGAUUGCGCUUGACUGAAUUAAAUUUAGAUAAUAAUCGUCUAACAUCACUUCAAACUUUAACAAUUGACAAUCAAACAACAUCGUUUUUAUAUCCAUUAAAUGAAUCGCUAGCUUUACUCGUUAUCUCAAAUAAUUUUCUACAUGAUUUGAAUCCAUUGAAACAUAUGACUAAUUUAAACAAUGUGAUAGUAUGCUGCAAUCAAAUAAAGACAUUGGAUGGAAAUAUAUUUGAAAAAGCACAUCAACUUAAAUCAGUGGAUUUAAGUUAUAAUCAAAUCGAGUUUAUCGAUUCAAUGACAUUCAAUGGAACGAUAAUCAACUAUUUAAAUUUGGCUGGAAAUCGAUUUUCAUCGCUUGAAACAAAUGAAUCAUUGUCAUCCAACACAUCACUGUUCAAGAAUCAAACAAGCUCGUUUCUCUAUCCUAUCUCAUCAACAAUUUCAAGUCUAUCAUUUUCGAAUUGUACAAAUUUGAUCGAAAUCAAUUGGUUUAUCAUUAUAAAGCUCCAAACAUUAUUUUAUUUGGACCUUUCUGAAGUCAAUAUGACGGAAAAAAGUUGGCUUUAUCGAAAAACUGAUGUUAAUAGUGAAGAUUCGUCUAUCAAUUGGAACUAUCCACCAGGACCUCGUAUAAUUCUAUACGGUAUCAGAUUAACUGACAAUGACUAUUGUUUAACCAAAUUAAUUAUUGAUAUUUUGAAUAAGACAACUUUAAUCCGUCCAGACAAUAACGACGCUAACCUCUUCAAUGGAGUAACUUCAUUUACUAAUGCUAAAAUUUUUAAUGGACUCACUUUAAUGGAUGGACUUAUUAAUAAUGAAAUUCAACAAGGUUUUCCAGGUGCUGCUUUGAUCAUAAUUCAAUAUGGCAAAAUUCUAAAACAAACUGUUUAUGGUUACAAAUUAAAAUAUAAUGAAAAUGAAACAUUGAUAGAACAACCAGAAUUAUUAAUAUUAUAUACAAUGUUUGAUGUCGCUUCAUUAACUAAAAUCUAUGCAACUAAUUAUACUUUUAUGCAUCUGGUUGAGCAAGGAAAACUGAAUGUCGAUGAUCAAGUUAUAAAAUAUAUACCAGAAUAUUCUGGAUGUAACCUUGACAAUGAAUGUCGUGAAACUCGAUUAAUAAAAGAUUUAUUGACACAUACAGCCGGAUAUGCUCCAAGUAAUAGAACUGAACAGAUUAUUGAAACAAAAUUACAUUUUCAACGAUCAAGGGGUGAUGAUCCAUUGCCUAUUUAUUCUAAUAUCGAUUAUAUGCUGUUAGAUCUGAUUGUAGAGAGUAUAAGCGGAAUAUCAAUUGAUCAAUAUAUAAAGAUUAAUAUGUAUCAGUCACUCAGUUUAACACAUACAUUGUUUAAUCCCCUUGUUAAUACAACUUAUCAAAAAAUGGAUUUUGCUGCAACUGAAUUAAAUGGAAAUACACGCAAUGGUGCAAUCAUGUUUCCCAACGUACGUAUACAUGUCUUACAAGGUCAAGUUCAUGAUGAAAAAUCAUUUUAUUUAAUGAAUGGUAUAUCGGGACAUGCAGGUCUGUUUUCAAAUUUACAUGACAUGACUAUUCUAUGUCAGAUUAUGUUAAAUAAUGGUACAUAUGGUAUUUACUCAGUUCCGAAAUAA